This is a messenger RNA of Ahaetulla prasina, 3734 nucleotides long. It is a transcript of the gene ZFP36L2, whose product is annotated as ZFP36 ring finger protein like 2. Gene Ontology annotation, molecular function: mRNA binding; metal ion binding. Lineage: Eukaryota; Metazoa; Chordata; Lepidosauria; Squamata; Colubridae. The transcript is spliced from 2 exons. The record is from RefSeq and is a predicted model, not a curated record. The coding region runs from base 186 to 1742 and encodes 518 amino acids.
UGCUGCGAAGUUCCAGCAGUCUAGAUAGCUGUGGCUUUGGUUGAGUCUGUCUGGGAAACUGAUGAGAUUAAUUCCGAUCUCAAGCAGUUAGCCCUUUCCUAUUCAGUCGUGGCGCAUCCAAAGCUUCCGAGGAAAGUGGGAUCUUUCGGUCCUUCCUGCAUUUCCGACCAUUACAGGAUCUAGAAAUGUCUACAACACUUUUAUCUGCCUUCUACGACAUCGACUUUUUCUGCAAGACCGAAAAAUCCUUGAGCAACAUGCUGGACAAGAAGGCAGUGGGGAGCCCUGUGGGCACCUCUCCCAGCUCCAAUUUCACGCCGGGCUUUCUGCGAAGGCACUCGACCAGCAAUCUUCAGGCUCUGGCUAACGGCAACAUCAAGUUUCCUAGUGCCUCGCUGUCCGCGCCCUCUAACUUCGGCAGCCUUAAGGAGCCUGGCACCGGGGCAGGAGGCAGCAGCAGCAGCUCCACCACCGCCUUGCUGAACAAGGAGAACAAGUUUCGAGACCGGUCUCUCAGCGAGAAUGGCGAACGAAGCCAACACCUCAUGCAACAGCUGCACCAGCAGCAAGUGGUGGUUGUGGCAGCGACUUCGGCGGGAAAGGGCGGCGGCAAUGGGGGAGGAGGCGGAGGAAACGGCGGAGGGGGAGCGCCGAUCAACUCCACGCGUUACAAGACGGAGCUCUGUCGGCCGUUCGAAGAGAGCGGUUCCUGCAAGUACGGCGAAAAGUGCCAGUUCGCUCACGGCUUCCACGAGCUCCGCAGCCUGACCCGCCACCCCAAGUACAAGACGGAGUUGUGCCGCACUUUCCACACCAUCGGCUUCUGCCCCUAUGGGCCUCGCUGCCAUUUCAUCCACAACGCGGACGAGCGCCGCCCAGCGCCCGCCAACGGCAGUGCUAACCCGCCAGCGGCCCAGCAGCAACCGCCUCCGCCUCCCCCGCUCCAGCCCAACCCUCCGCCUCACAGCAGCCAUCCCUCGCACCACCAUCACCACCACCCCCCUUCCCUGCACCCCCCGCACGCGGGCAGCACCGGCGACCUCCGCGCCUUCGCCCCCUCCGGCCGAGACCACCCGUUGGGGCCUGGCGGCACCAACGGCACCAACUUCGGCAUCCCGCACCCCCGAGGGGGAGGAGAGAGGCCCAAACUCCACCACAGCCUCAGCUUCUCCGGUUUCUCCGCCCACCAGCACCAUCACCACGGCGGGGCUGUGGCGCAGGGCGGGCUGGAAGCAGCGGCCCUGCUCCUGGAAAGCCCCGGUGGGUCCCGCACCCCGCCGCCACCUUCGAGCGGCUCCUACUGUGACGACUUGGUCGCCUCCUGCGCCAACAACGCCUUCGCCUUCUCGGCCGGCCAGGAGCUGAGCAGCCUCAUAGCUCCUCUCACCCUCCACCCGCCGCCGCCUUCCGCGCCUCAGCAGGGUUGCUUCGCCAACGCGGCGACUUUCUACCGCUGCCAUCAGCAGCAGAGCGCUGCAGGGGGGGGAGGAGGAGGAGGAGGGAGCUGCUGCCCCCCUCCCGGCCCUCCCUCUUCUCCGCCUUUCAGCUUCCAGCCUUUGCGCCGCCUCUCUGAGUCGCCCGUCUUCGACGCCCCUCCAAGCCCUCCGGAUUCUCUCUCCGACCGAGAGAGUUACCUGAGCGGUUCCCUCAGUUCCGGCAGUCUCAGCGGAUCCGAGUCCCCCGGCCUGGAUUCGGGUAGACGUCUGCCGAUUUUCAGCCGCCUCUCGAUCUCCGAUGAUUAAGGAGGGGGGGGAGGCCCUUGGAAGCUCCCGUUUUUUUAGGGGGUCCUGUUCCCCUGGGCAAUCUUAGUUAGGGUAGUUUACUCGCUGCCCUUUCUUUCCCGUCUUACUUCCCAUCCUAUUCAUCAGGAGUGGAAACUAGCCAAGUUCGCACAGACUAUUUUUGUUGCUCAUUUCUUUUUCAGUGUGUGCUUUCCUUUUUUUGUGUGUUUAAAAAAAAAAUCCUUUGAUUGCUGAGCAAAUUCAGAAAGGAGAAAGCAAAAGAGACUUUUUUUCUUUUUAUCAAGAUGAACAAAAAUCAAUUUGCAGAAGAGCAAAUGGUGUCAUCAAGAACAAUUUUUUUUUUUAAUCUAAAGACUUUGGAAGGAUGGGAUUUACUUUUUUUUCUCCCCUGCACCCCUCCCAGACUAGUUUAAUGUGCAUCACCAGCAACAGCCAUUCCAUUUUCAAGUGUUUAUGGGGAGGAUACAAAGGGUAAAGAGUAUUUAGCAAACAAAUCUAUCCAAUCGUACUCCCUGAGGAAUCAGCAAUCAGUCUGGAGGCCCAUGAACUCUGCAUUCCAGGUCCUUUCAGAUCUAUAUACAACAAAAAAGAAUAAAAAGAGUGGAAUUUGUUGCCUUUCAAUCAGAUUUAAAGUAAAUAUACUAAACGUAUAAGCUUUUAAAAGAAAAAUCCAACAUCCUGCCAAGAAUAUGCCUUGAUAACACUCUAGUUUUUUAUGUAUCUAUAUAUAUUAUAACAUGCUAAAACUUCCAUUCCAAAGUUUAAUAUUGGUUCCAUUGCCACCACUUAGUGGAUGUUUGGCUUAGAACAAUUUUUGUUGCUUUAUUUGGAAGCAUUCAACUGAGUUUAGUUUAUAAUUGUUGAUGAAUAACUGCUGAUUUUUUAAUUUUUUUUAGCUGAGUUGUUUGCGCAAGUCACUGCACAACUCAAUAUGAACCUAUUUAACUUAUUUAUUAUCUUGUGAAAAGUAUACAUUGGUAAUUUGUUCAUACUGUAUUUAUCGGGUAUGAUGAAAAGCAAUAGAUAUAUAUUCUUUUAUUAUGUUUAAAUUAUGAUUGCCAUUAUUAAUCGGCAAAAUGUGGAGUGUUCUUUUCACAGUAAUAUAUGCCUUUUUGUAACUUCACUUGGUUAUUUUAUUGUAAAUGAGUAAAAUUCUUAAUUUAAGAGAUUGUAUGUAAUAUUUAUUUCAUUAAUUUCUUUCCUUGUUUACGUAAAUUGAAAAAUUGCAUUGGUUUUUUUUUAUAGAAAUCUGACUCAAUGCUGUGGAAGUAGUUUGAGAAAUUUCAGUGGUUUUUUUAAGAAUGUACAAUGGUUGUAACCCGUCCAAGCUUAAACUUACUUCACAAUCAAUCCAAAUUUAAAGUGGCAAACCUACUUCUUAAAAUUAACCAAAAUGUAUUUCUGUUGCCUAACUUCACCAAUCACACUGUGAUAGUUUCAGAGUAUGUAGCAAUAAAAGGGGUGGGGGGUCCCAGUAUUAUGUUUCACAGUGCCUUUUGUCCAUGCUUGCCUUAAAAAUCUUCCUCAACCAAACAAGUAUUUUUUUUCUUAAUGCUUGAGAAUUUGAAUGUAGGGCUGGGUUUUUAACUACAAGAAAUUGUACCACUCAUUUUUAUUAUGGAGGCCACCUUUUGGAUCUGAACCUCUUUUUGUGUACAAGAUUAUAUCUUUAUUAAGAUUCCAACACAUGUAACUUUUUGUUGUGUAGGAAAUCAGGAGUUAUCCAAAUCUUUUCUCUGGGUGAUGAAUGAAUGAGCAGUAUCUUUUUUUAAAAUGUACAUAGGUACAGGUUCAGCACUAUGUACUCUUUGGACUACUUUAACAGAAGUAUGUUUUGAAUGUAACUAGAAGAUAAGUCAACUUGAGUUGUAAUAUAUUUUGGAGAGUCAGGUCACUACAAAUUCGAAGUGUGAGACUGUAAACUUUGUACUGUAUAUGUUUUGUAGUUCUCCCAAUAAAACUUUUGAGGAAAAAAAUUCCCAAGCUAUUAAA